Lindgomyces ingoldianus is the source of this 1404-nucleotide messenger RNA. RefSeq lists its product as uncharacterized. Gene Ontology annotation, biological process: regulation of DNA-templated transcription. Gene Ontology annotation, molecular function: zinc ion binding; DNA-binding transcription factor activity, RNA polymerase II-specific. The coding region runs from base 1 to 1404 and encodes 467 amino acids. Lineage: Eukaryota; Fungi; Ascomycota; Dothideomycetes; Pleosporales; Lindgomycetaceae. The record is from RefSeq and is a predicted model, not a curated record. The transcript has 4 exons.
AUGGAUACUCGUAUCAAGUGCCAAAUCUGCAAGAAAUCCUUUACCCAAAAAUCAUCGCUAAUUCGACAUUCGAAACGCUGUACGCCAGGUCCAGCGCCGAGUCUGCGGCAAAAGUCUUGUCGCCAGUGCACGAACUCGAAGACGAGAUGUGAUUUGCAGCGCCCCAAAUGCUCUAGGUGCGAACAACGAGAUUCGCUAUGCGAGUACAUCACUCCUUUAACCAGGGGCACACGGAAGUCACCGCCCCCAACGGGUGAGGAUGUUGUUGACAACAGCGAGGAAGCUCAUGGCAACUUCGAGUCUGCUUCUGCUGUGAACUUUGCAGCAGUAUCGAUUGCGGGCAUGGCUCUUAACUUGAGUCCGCCUUGGGCUUCAUUUGUAUUAAGCAACCCUUCCACCACCACAAACGCUCCCGUAUUCAACACCCAACCACACAAAGAUCCCUUCGACGGCUUUCCAUUCACCUUUUCUCCCAUUACCGAUCCUCUGGUCCCUGUAAAUCAAGAGCCCGCAAGGACGGAAACAACCCUUGAUAGUUACAGGCUUAUUUCAGACGAUUGGCUGCUUUGGAAUCCCGGACCCGGCGGCUCAAUCCCCCCACUUGUGCGGCAUAGUAUGGAAACAUUAUUGCGUGUGAUGAAAACGUGGCCAAAGACUUUGGCUAAGGGAUUCCAGACGCCCCCAAUGUUACACUUCACUCACAUUCAUCCCGAUACGAGAUUGCUGCCGCUGUCGAAUUGCAUUACGGUCACAAAGAUGUGGGCUGGACAAAGCGGUAGGACAACAGAAAUCGUCCGUCAAACCGUGGUACAAGAAAUGCGUACCCUAUUUGAAAGAUACCGAUCCAUGGAUGAGAGGCAUCUUCUUGCAGCCCUUCAGGCACUAGUCUUCUAUACAAUCAUCCUAAUGUUUCCCGGGAAAGGCCAGAUCUCGGUAUCCCUGAUCGAUCCAGCAAUAUUCCUCUGCUUACAACGAGUGGUUUCUUACGUAGCACAGACUGGCCUCAUGCUGACUGAAGAGAGGGACCAUGAGAGGUCAUCCUGGGAGUCAUGGAUUCAUGUCACUGCCAAGAGACGCGCUGUAUUUUCAUUGUACCUCCUCCACUGGUCCUACAGCGUCUACCAUGGCCUUCCAUCCUUCGAGUGCAGCCAGCUGGGCUUCAUGCCCGCGCCAGCUCCUAAAUUUCUCUGGCAAGCUGAAACGAAGGAGAAGUGGGAGGAACUCUACAAUCACUGGCUUGCGCAAUGGGGCAAUACACCCUACAUGAUGCGGGAAUUUGCUGCAAUCCAAUCUGGACCGACACUCGAGAGAAGAUCUGAAAUAUGGUUGGAAGAUGCAGAUGAGUUAGGGGUGCUAUUCUUCUCUAUUGGUACCACCGUUCACCCUUGUGUUGAAUGGUGGUAG